Stylophora pistillata is the source of this 1317-nucleotide messenger RNA. Its product is annotated as hatching enzyme 1.2. Gene Ontology annotation, molecular function: metalloendopeptidase activity; zinc ion binding; protein binding. NCBI's taxonomy places the organism in Eukaryota, Metazoa, Cnidaria, Anthozoa, Scleractinia, Pocilloporidae. Gene Ontology annotation, biological process: proteolysis. The record is from RefSeq and is a predicted model, not a curated record.
GUCACCAUGGAGGCGAGGUCAGAUCCUGAUAUGGAGCUUGGUAACGAAAACGCCUUUUCCGCGGCAGACAUCAUGAAGAUUAAUAAGUUCUACAACUGCCCACAGAAAAACGAUUUGUAUAAAAACAUGGAGGUGAUGGUGCAAACUGGUGAUGGAUAUUUAGAUGGGACCGACGCCUUUUUGUACCUCGAGCUGAUCGGUGACAAAAGGAGCUCUGGGGAGAGCAGUGUUGCUAAAGGCAGCUAUUACGACGACUUUGAGAGGGAUGCAAAAGAGAACUACUAUGUAGCAUUUAAAGACGUGGGCACUAUUCGCCAGCUAAAGGUCAGAUUGCAAAAAAACCCUAAUGGAAGUUAUUUUGACGGAUGGACUUUUUCAAAGAUCACCGUCAAAGACGGAGACAAGACUUACACUUUCGGCGAAAAAAAUGUUUAUCCAAGCCAGACUGUUACAAUAAAUGCCUCCUAAACAAAAUAUUCCAGGCAUGUAUUGGUUUAAUUUCAUCUUUCAGUUGAUUUUGAUUAACAAAAUGGAGGUUAGAUAUGAAUGCAGAUGUGUAAUGAGGUCAGGAAGCACUGUAAAAGAAAUUAAACUGCACCCAAUGAACUUUCAUGACGUUUGCUGUCUUGUCGCAGAAAGUUUCAGGUCACGGUUCCUUGAAUUUAAGUGAAAUCUGAAGAAACGUCACUGUAAGGACGACGCAUCGUAAGUUCGAUGAAUCUAUCUAUUUCUUAUCAAAAUUUAUUGAAUACCGGAUACCCAGGCAACUCCGUUUCGAGAUUGUUGCGUGCACUUGUCCUUUUUCCAACAACCUUUUUCGAAACAGCUGUAUACUAACAGUGACUAGCGUUGGUGUUGGCACUUUUUUUUCGCAGAGCGGCGACCAAGCAACAACUGUAUGCAAGGACGAUCAGUCCGGCAACCUCUCAUUUGAUUUGCUCUUUUAUUAAAAUAGGUUCGCUGUCUGAAUUUUUAAGUCACUGAUUUGAACAAAGUCAGUUUCAUUCUUGGUGACAAACCCGUAACGAAACGGCUACUAUCAAUAAUAUUUUUCGAACUGCAUCUGUUGAUACUAAAGAAAGUGAGCAAUUGUUGCUCGUAUCUCACCGAGAUAACAUCUUGAAUAAUGAGGACAGAAGUGAAUUGUCUGCGCCAAUGACCUUAUCUAACUUUUUUUUGUUGUGCAAAACUGCGGACUUCCAUCUCACGACCAUUUUCCUAGAGUUUGUCAAGUCCUUUCCCCCUAUGGCGCCAAGUAUCGCGAGGGUAUAACUGGCGUGACACCUGCAGUGCAGGUUUGAGGUUGCACUAUUUUGU